GCUGGCUCUCAGACCUGAGUCUGAGCUCGUGCGUGUGCUUAGGUGUGAGUAUGCGCGCGGGAAGCCGUCUGAUACCGCCCUGUCACUAGUGGAGGAUCAUAACGGGACGAUCAGAGAGAGAGAGGAGGGGGGGCGGUGCGGCAGAGGCAUCAGAGGAGACUGGCUGGGAUGCUGAGCCCCCGCUGGGGCUGACCACACUGCUACGAUGCAGUGACGGUCUACGAGAAGAAGACACGCGCCCUGGGAGAGGAGGAUGGGGGGAUCAGAGCUGCACACCAAAGCGCACGGGUGAUGAUCUGCUGGGUGUAGACCAUGGCACCGUCUGGUCCGCGGAGCAUCAAGCGCGGCUGUCAGAGAGCUCUCUACUGGAUCCCAGUCCUGUUCAUCGCUCUCAUAGUGGCGUGGUCCUACUACGCCUAUGUCCUGCAGCUUUGCAUCGAAUCCAUCGAGGACACGGGAGAAAAGGUUGUUUACCUGCUUGCCUACCAUGUCAUUUUCUUCAUGUUCGUGUGGGCGUACUGGCAGACCAUCUUCACCAAGCCUAUGAAUCCCCUGAAGGAGUUUGAGCUGUCUCACUCUGACAAGGAGCUGCUGGAGCGUGAAGAUCGUGGAGAGUCCCAGCAGGAGAUCCUGAGGAGAAUAGCCAAGGACCUGCCCAUCUACACCCGCACCAACUCUGGAGCAAUACGUUUCUGUGACCGCUGCCAGCUGCUGAAGCCUGAUCGAUGUCACCAUUGUUCAGUCUGUGAUAAAUGCAUCCUGAAGAUGGAUCACCACUGCCCCUGGGUAAACAACUGUGUGGGAUUCUCUAACUACAAGUUCUUCAUGCUGUUCCUGGCAUAUUCUCUACUAUACUGCCUUUUUAUAACUGCUACAGAUCUCAAGUACUUUAUCAAGUUCUGGACAGCUGGAGGUAGAGCACAUUUCCGUCUGAGAGAGUAUCUGAAAGGCCUCCCGGACACUCAGGCGAAGUUCCACAUCCUGUUCCUCUUCUUCUCAGCCUCCAUGUUUUCCGUCAGCCUGGCCUCCCUUUUCAUUUAUCACUGCUGGCUCGUCUGCAAGAACAGAUCCACUCUGGAGGCGGUGCGUGCUCCGGUCUUCCGUCAUGGUCCGGACAAAAACGGCUUUAGUCUCGGCUUUACCAAGAACUUCCUCCAGGUCUUUGGUGACGAGGCCAAAUACUGGCCUGUUCCCAUUUUCUCCAGUUUAGGGGAUGGCUGCUCGUUUCCAACCUGCCUGGUGAAUCUGGACCCUGAGCAGCCCUCAUCGCCUGCUGGAUCCAGCUCUGCCAACAAGAGUGCAGCAGAGGGCCGCCAGUUCCCCUCUAAGCCCCUCAGAGAGAGUCAGAGCAGACUGCUCACCAGCACCCCCUCCUGGUCAGAGAGUGAAGGUGCAAGAGACAAAGACAAGAAGGGCAAGAUCAUAACACAAUAAUCCAAUUUCACAUCU
Messenger RNA from Cyprinodon variegatus (sheepshead minnow), 1449 nucleotides. It is a transcript of the gene zdhhc2, whose product is annotated as zinc finger, DHHC-type containing 2. Bases 313 to 1434 code for a protein of 373 amino acids. Gene Ontology annotation, biological process: peptidyl-L-cysteine S-palmitoylation; protein targeting to membrane. Gene Ontology annotation, molecular function: protein-cysteine S-palmitoyltransferase activity. The record is from RefSeq and is a predicted model, not a curated record. NCBI's taxonomy places the organism in Eukaryota, Metazoa, Chordata, Actinopteri, Cyprinodontiformes, Cyprinodontidae. The transcript is spliced from 12 exons. Gene Ontology annotation, cellular component: Golgi apparatus; endoplasmic reticulum.